ACUCAUUGAGGGCAUUCACACCAAUGGCCCAACACCCUGCUAUAAAAGGAGCUCCACUGAUACCCAAUCAAUGCACACAAACAUUAGCUAUUAAAAAACAAUACACACACAAACACCAAUCAAAAUGGCACCAAUUGACACUCCAUUAACAUUUAUGGUCCGGCGGCGUGCACCGGAGCUCAUUGCUCCGGCUAAGUCCACGCCGCAGGAACUAAAGCCUCUAUCUGACAUUGACGAUCAAGAAGGCCUUCGGUUUCAAAUCCCGGUAAUUCAAUUUUAUCGCCACGACCCAAAAAUGAAGAAUAAGAAUCCGGCUAGUGUGAUCAGGGAGGCCCUGGCUAAGGUGCUUGUGUUCUACUAUCCGUUUGCUGGCCGGCUUAAAGAAGGCCCGGCCAGGAAACUGAUGGUUGAUUGUACGGGUGAGGGUGUAUUGUUUAUUGAAGCGGAAGCUGAUGUGACACUCAAGCAGUUUGGAGAUGCGCUUCAGCCGCCGUUUCCUUGUUUGGAAGAACUCCUUUAUGAUGUUCCGGGAUCCGGAGGGGUUCUCGACUCACCAUUGCUACUUAUUCAGGUGACAAAAUUAUUAUGUGGAGGUUUUAUUUUUGCUCUACGACUCAACCACACCAUGAGUGAUGCACCGGGGCUCGUUCAAUUCAUGACAGCACUUGGUGAAAUGGCUCAAGGUGCAUCGAAACCUUCAAUUUUGCCGGUGUGGCAAAGGGAGUUGCUUUUUGCACGAGACCCACCACGUGUAACGUGCACUCAUCAUGAGUAUGACAAAGUGGAAGACACUAAGGGUACCAUAAUUCCACUAGAUGACAUGGCGCAUAAAUCAUUUUUCUUUGGACCUGCUGAGGUGUCAGCGUUACGUAGAUUUGUUCCCCCAUACCUUAAAAAUUGUUCCACUUUCGAGGUGCUAACAGCCUGCCUCUGGCGUUGUCGUACCAUCGCGCUCCAACCCGAUCCUGAAGAAGAAAUGCGCAUCAUUUGUAUCGUCAACGCGCGUGCCAAGUUCAAUCCUCCUCUUCCGGUUGGAUAUUACGGAAAUGGGUUCGCCUUCCCGGUUGCCAUUUCCACAGCUAAAGAUCUCGCCACCAAACCGUUGGCCCACGCAUUGGAGCUUGUGAUGAAGGCUAAAUCAGAUGUCAAUGAAGAGUACAUGAGAUCUAUAGCCGAUCUAAUGGUAAUCGAGGGGCGACCCCACUUUACAGUGGUUCGAAGCUACCUAGUCUCAGAUGUGACUCGGGCUGGAUUCGACGUGGUUGACUUUGGGUGGGGGAAGGCGGCUUAUGGUGGACCCGCCAAAGGCGGAGUAGGUGCUAUCCCAGGGGUUGCUAGUUUCUAUAUACCUUUUACAAACCAUAAGGGCGAGUCUGGGAUCGUGGUACCCAUAUGUUUGCCAAACGCAUCAAUGGAUACCUUUGUCAAAGAGCUAAACAACAUGUUGGCUAAAGACAACAACGAUCAAAUGCCCCGAGAUAACAGUUUACACGUUCUUUCCCGACUAUAAAUAUAUUUCAAUACGUGACUCUAUGAUGGUGUAUCAUGUGUAAUAUUUAGUGGUUGUAUUCUAUUACUCUAUUGUGUUGUAUCUGAAUGAUUUUCUAAAGAAUAUUUGUGGCAAAAAUAAUUGAGUUACUUUUUUAUCCA
Helianthus annuus (common sunflower) is the source of this 1650-nucleotide messenger RNA. Its product is annotated as benzyl alcohol O-benzoyltransferase. Lineage: Eukaryota; Viridiplantae; Streptophyta; Magnoliopsida; Asterales; Asteraceae. Bases 125 to 1510 code for a protein of 461 amino acids. The record is from RefSeq and is a predicted model, not a curated record. The transcript has 2 exons.